AUGUUUGUGCGUAACAUGAACGGGGAGCUGUCCUCGACGUGGCGCCACGGCGGUGCGGAGGCGAACACGAUGGGUGUCAACGUCGCUACCUUCGGCGCGACGGGCAUCCUUGGUCACCACAUCCACGCGGUGAACUGUUAUCAUGGCUACACCAGCAUCCUCCCCUUCCGCUUCCGUGCUGGUAUGCCGAGCAGUGUGCGCCAGAUGCGUUCGAGUGGUGACGGUACGGUUGGGCAGAACUUCGACACGGAUUAUGAAAUCGACAAAGAGUUUGUCGUCAAAGCGAUCUUGGAAAAGGUGGACAACGUCAUCAACGUUGUUGGAGCGUGGCAGGAGCCGGCGUGCUACGAGAAUAGUCAGUCGUGGUUUUCGAUGGAGGCGAUCAACGUUGAGUGGCCGCGUAUGCUCGCUAGGUGGUGCCGCGAAAUGGGUAUUCUCAAACUCACCCACAUGUCUAUGGUCGGCGCGGAUUUAGAUAGCCCAUCAAAGCUGCUGCGGCAGAAACGCGAGGCUGAGAUCGCCGUGCUUGAGGAGUUCCCAACGGCCACGAUCAUUCGCGGCACGGAUAUCUUUGCCGAGAACGACUUCUCCUACUCCAAAUACCUGAAAGCACAACGUUACAUGAAGAUCGUGCCCGUCCCGAACCAUGGCCAGCGCAUCCACCAACCGGUGUUUGCCGGCGACCUUGCCGAGGCCGCUGCCCGCUCUCUGCUCCUUGAUCACACGGAGGGUCGCAUUGCUGAGCUCGGCGGCCCGGUGCGCUUCACCACGAAUGACUUGCUGCGUUGGUGCUCCGAGUGCAACAACCAGCGCCACCUGACAGUGCACCUGCCGAAGAUUGUCUUCGACAUUGCGUGCCACAUCAACGAGCGCUACCCAAUACACCAGGGUAUCCUGCUAGGCACGAAGGCGCCGGCCUGGAACAAGGACUGGGUGGAGCGCCAGUUUAUCGACAACUGCGCUAUGCCAGAGCGCGACCCGGAUUUGCUGGACUGGGAGGACUUUGGCAUCCCACGAGAGGACUUGUAUCGUAUGGAGGAGAAGUACUUCAUCACAUCGGUGAUGUGGUCCAAGAGUUCGCCGUACCUGGACUACGCCAACCGCAUGUGA
This is a messenger RNA of Leishmania braziliensis MHOM/BR/75/M2904, 1110 nucleotides long. RefSeq lists its product as hypothetical. The record is from RefSeq and is a predicted model, not a curated record. The coding region runs from base 1 to 1110 and encodes 369 amino acids. Lineage: Eukaryota; Euglenozoa; Kinetoplastea; Trypanosomatida; Trypanosomatidae. Gene Ontology annotation, cellular component: mitochondrion. The transcript has a single exon. Gene Ontology annotation, molecular function: protein-containing complex binding.